Gamsiella multidivaricata is the source of this 5733-nucleotide messenger RNA. RefSeq lists its product as uncharacterized. The coding region runs from base 121 to 5571 and encodes 1816 amino acids. The transcript is spliced from 5 exons. NCBI's taxonomy places the organism in Eukaryota, Fungi, Mortierellomycota, Mortierellomycetes, Mortierellales, Mortierellaceae. The record is from RefSeq and is a predicted model, not a curated record.
AUAACUCCUUCUGCAAGUGACAUAAAGGAGAUAGGCCCUCUCAUUUCUCAAGAUUCACAUUCCUUUCUUCUUCUUCUCUCAUCAUUCCUCUUCCUGCCAGUCGGGGCUCUGUCUCUACGCAUGGCUCAUGUCCCAUUAAACAUCACUGAUCCUAAUGACACUCCACAGCUCCACAGCAGCCUAGAAACCCCUCUGCAGCAGGAGCCAAUUGACAGUAUCGUGGGCACGCAUAAGAAUGAUUCCACAAUGGCUUCGGGGUCUUUGGAUAACGCAAUGACAUUGUCCUCAAAGCGUGCCAUGCCAAACCAGCCACUCAGAUACGACCGGGACUUGGAGCAAGACACUUCCGCACACAACCCAUCUGCACUUCAAACGGGGACGGAGGACACUGCCGCAUCUUCGCUACCUCUACCAAUCAGCAGUACAUUAUUGCCUCGUAAUGCUGUUGGAGCAGCAGCUGGAGAAGGAACUCAGAGUGUAUCGUUUUCUCCAUUACCGGCAGGACGGCCCUUCUCAGAGUCCUACCCGGCGCGUCGCACGAACGAAUUUACGCCUUCGCCAGCCAGGUCACUCGUGCAAGUGCUCGAGGCUGCAGAGGUCGCUCAGGCCAUGCAGCGACAUGGUGGACGGGGCGAUCCUUCCCCAGCAGAUCAAGAUAUGGAUACACAUUGGGAAACACACGCAUCUGUGGGCACUGGCAUCUCUGCCGUGCACUUUCAGCCCCAGAGGACACACCACCAUGGACAUCGAGGCCGCACUGGAUCAGGAAUGGGGUGGAUGGGUACUAGCGCGCCUGAGAGUCGCUUCAGCGAGUUUGAGGUCGUAUACGAUGACGGUAUUCGCAAACAGAGAACGUUCAGCUUAACGACUGAACUGGACAAUGACGACGAUUCAGACGAUAGUGAUGGUUCUGAGAGUAGCCCUCUGCUCGAAUACCAAGGGUCCCAGGCACGAUAUGGUCAGGAUCUUCACAGUAUCCACAUGCAUGAUGGAGGCAACGGAUCAGAUCCAACGCCUCUUGCCCACUCUGCGUCCUCCUCGGGCAAGUUGCCAUUUCACCAACCCCAGUCAGCCGCGUCUAAUGGACGAUACCUUCCUGGAUCAUCCAGGAGCAACAAUCCCUUCGCCUACCUUAUCACUGCCAUCCUCACCGCAUUUCACCACAUCGCCCACUUCAGACUGUCACUCCCCAAUAGGCGGAUACUAAAGGCAUCCAUAGCAUAUCUCUUGGGGUGCCUUGUAUCAUUUACGCCAUUCUUUCUGCCAUAUAUUGGUACCUCUGGCCAUUUAGCGGCCACCUCUGCCGUGUUCUUUAACCCAGCCAAGUCUCUCGGUCGAAUGGUCGAUGCCGUCACCGCAGGACUCUCUGCAAUCGCAUUCGGAUUCUUGGUGUCUCUCGGGAGCAUGGCAAGCGCGCUUUGGUUCAAUAGCAGAAACAUGUACAUUUGGGGUCAUGUGGUUAGUGUAGUUGUCUUUGGAGGCGGCUCUACGUUUAUCAUCGCCUACGCAAAGGCCUACUUUAAUCGGCCCACGGUCAAUGUAGCCUGCACCCUCUCUCAUAUCGCGAUCCUGGUAACCCUAACAAAGGAGGGUGCUAUGUCGCUGGCCGACUUCAACCUGACGCGAGUGCUUGCCAUUACAACGUCGAUGCUCUUGGGAGUUGUCAUUUCGACCGUUGUUAGUAUAUUCCUUUGGCCCGAGAGUGCGCACGAGAAGCUAAGACAGGACAUGGGAAAGUCGUUGAGUUCUUUCCGUCUUUUGCUCAAGCUGUUAACGAAGACGUUUCUCCUCGAGGCCGAUACUACGCCAUUCGGUUCAGAGUCGGUUCAAAAGUUGAUCGAGACACAAGUCAAAUCAUUUUCAGCACUGGCAAAGUCUUUGGAGGAGGCACAGCUCGAAUUUCCAGGAUCCGGCAUCUCCAAGUAUGAGGAUUGUGUCAAGUCCCUCAACACCCUCGCUCAGUAUUUGAACGGCCUUCGGAGCUCUUGUGGACUACAGUAUGACAUGCUCAAAAGAGAUGAGCAGAGAAAAGGCGGUGAUUCUCACAACCAGCCGGGACAGGCAACUGCUGGUAAUGGUGCGGCUGCACCUAGAUCUGGAGCAGCAGGAAGGCGAGCCCUGGGCAUGGGCAUGAGGAUGCCCUCAUAUAGCCUUAUCGGUAGCCUGACCUCGGACCAGGAACAGAAUACGAGUGCGGAACUGAUCGAUUUCUUGGAUCAUGUUGGAAAGCCCAUGAAAUCUCUUGCUUUGACUUGCAAGUUGACUAUCGAGCACCUGCAGGAAAUCUUCACCAGUACCGAUGUUGCCCGCCCAACCGACCUCGAGAGAUUCGGUAGUCGCUCAAAGGCGUAUCAAACCCACACAGGACAAAGCGGAUACGACAGUACAGGAAUGAUUUCAGACUCGGUCUUUGACGUUGGCACAUCUCGUGUCCACCACGGCUCUCUUCACGACUCAUCAAAGAGGAAUCCCAGUUUCGAAAACAUGCAGCACAAUCUCGCCAAGGCUCUGGACAUCUUUGAGGCCGCCAACUCAAAGGCUUUGAAGCGAUUUUAUUCGCACCAACAUAGGCGACGGUCAGAAAAUUUCCAGCGGCCGAUUGGCAUAACCAAGCACACGAGUGAACCGUCACUGUUCGAUAUUGCCUCAGGCACAGCAGGUUCCGCGACUGAUACUGGCAUAGGAAUGGGUUUCGGGGCCGGAAUUGACGGUGAAUUAUCAGCUGAAAAGGCCCCCAUCGGCGAACAGAUCUUUUUGGUAUACUUUUUCGUUUUUAACCUCAUGGAGUUUUCAAGGGAGCUAUCGCAGCUUGUGAGCUGUGUUGAAAUAUUAGUGGACGGAGACGAGGGCCUGCUGCUCUGGAUCGAAAGGAACAGGCAAUCUUGGUGGCGGAGAGUCUGGUUCAACCUCACUGGCUUUCCUAGGAGACUGAGGCGACAUCCGGCGGAAAGUAAUCCGGUUGACAGCUUUGAUGACCCUGAGACUAGCCAUGAUCCUCCAAACAGUGACCCCAGUCAUCAUCCUGGUCACGGAUCUAUACCUCACAACGCCUCUGAUCACCAGCAAUACAAUAGCCACGGAAGCACAAGGUUCCGCAGGAGACGCAAGGAGAGAUUGUUCCCGAAGCCCAACAUCCACAACAAAGCAAACACGCUGCAGACACCGGUGCCGUCCACCUUUACACAGCGUUGGUCCACCCGCCUCUGGAAAUUCCUGCACCUCUUCCGUUCGUUCCAGGUCAAAUAUGCGGUCAAGGCAGCAUUCAGCACUAUUGUUCUUUUGAUCCCUGCCUUUGUUGACUUGACUCGUCCGUACUUCGUACAGUACCGAGGCGAAUGGGCGUUGAUUUCGAUGUUGAUUGUGAUGGUCCCGACCGUGGGGGGAACGAACAUUGUGGGCAUCUACAGGAUCAUGGGCACAGUUGUAGGGUGCUACAUAGGAGUCGCCGUGUACGUCUUGUUUCCAGCACAGCAGAUCAUGUUGCCAAUAUGCUGCUUCCUGUUCGCAAUCCCCAACUUUUACCUGGUACUCUGCUCAAGCUAUCCCAGGAUCGGACAAGUUACCUUACUGGCCUUCAACUUGGUUCUGCUCCAGACUUACAAUCGCAAAAACGACGACGGUACUGUUCCGCCAGAUGAAGACGAUGAGGACGACGAUAUGCCAGGAUUUCCGUCUCCUUCGGCGAUACUACGCAGGAUGGGUUCCCUUACGAUGAACAGACCUCACGAUCCGACCCAUGUCGAUAUUGUCUGGACUAUCGCAUUUCAUCGUGCGGUGGCAGUCAGUAUUGGCGUCGUUACUGGCGUGUUGAUAACGAGCUAUAUCUGGCCGUAUGAGGCGCGCGUGGAACUCCGAAAGGGUCUGAGCGAUCUCUUGCUAAACAUCAGUUGGUUGUAUAACCGGCUCGUGUCUGUGUAUUCGACCAACUUGGACCGAGUAUCGGUCAUUCCGCCAUCGGACCAUCAGCAGAAGGAUCGAUCAAGGUUCCGGGAAUUUGUGAGGAGAACGACCUUUCAGGAACGCUUCCAAGAGCCGAAUGAAGAGCAACAGGAUGCUGCAGGCAACUCCAAUGAUAUGGACAUUGAGAGGAUGAACAAGGAGUUUAUGGCGAUUGAGCUCUCCCUUCAGUUGCAGCUCCUACGACUCUAUGCCUUGCUGGAGGAAACACCAAACGAACCACGUCUGAAGGGCAAGUUCCCUAUCGGAACCUACAAGAACAUGCUGGGCAGCUGCCAAAACAUUCUAGAUCGAUUCUUAUCCAUGCGACUGGUCAUCACCAAGGACGAAUGGCUCGAGAGUGCCAGACGCGAUUUUAUUGUUCCUGUAAACAGGGAGCGCAGGGAAAUGGUCGGCAAUGUACUCUUGUACUUUUACACGAUCGCCUCGGCUCUACGCCUCAAGACUCCCCUUCCACCGUACCUGCCGCCUGCCAACAACGCUCGUCUGCGGUUGAUCCAGAAGAUUCGACAGCUCCCCGUGGUCCAGAACAAGGUGGUGAUGACGGAGGACAAUGAUGAUAGGUAUAUUUUUUAUUAUGCGUAUGCGCUCGUGAUGGAGGACGUUAUCCGCGAACUGGAACGACUUGGCCGGUGGUCACAGGAUCUGUUUGGUGUGAUUACGCCGGCAGCCGAGUUUGAGGCAUGGUUCACCAACGACGGAGUGGCACCUUUGAUUUUACCAUCCCCAGAUUUGCCCUCGUCCGCGACCCGCGAGGCACCUCAGUCACCUUACCACGAUGUAGACCAGCCCUACCAAUAUCCAACGUUACAGAGACACGAGCGACCGGUAAUGUCUCCGGAACAGCAGGAGCAGGGACAGAGCCCAUCUCGACAACAACCCGGCUUGUCUCCUCGUAAAUAUCACCAUGCUGACGAGCACAGCGGGCUGCUUGAUUCUGGGGCGCAAAGUACUUCGAACUAUCGGUCUGUCGGAAACUCGGUCAAUGAGCGAGAGGACAUGUUUUAUCUUGACUUCCAUGAUCCCUUCAGGGAUUCAAACCCCAUCUCAAUGGGCGAAGAUGCGGAUGGCGACAAGCAUAUGGAUACGACUGCAUCAUUUCGGGGACAAGCUCUUUCUCAAAAGUCGGGACGAAGAAUCCAGAACUCACAUUCAUUAAACUCAACAACUUCAGCCUCGCGGGACCAGCGGCACCAGGGCAGUCAAGGAGGUCAAAGCAGGCGGAGUCAAGGUUCGCAAGACAGCCAGGGCUAUGGGGCGAUAUCUCGGGACCCUAGCGGAAGCGGUACUGCUGGAUCAAGGUCCAGGAAGACAAGCACACACUCAUCGUGGUCUUCCUCCCAAGGUACGAGCGUCGUAGGUGGACUAGAGAUCCAACCGGCAGGCAGCAAUGGUAAUGGCGGUCGGCCGGAGAGGCCCUUGACAGCAUCCAUCUCUGCGACGCGUCUUGGGUAUGAACCAAACAUCCUUAGACAGCCGCUAGUUCAGGAGCCUCAACAGCAGCAGCAGCAGAGCGUUGGUCGUAGGGUGGCAUCUGGGUCGAAUUCGGUAUCGCAUGCGUCAUCGGAGGAAAGGAUUGCGGAUUUAGAGAGACCAAUCCAGGAAGACGAAUGACCCUGUACUGCCAAGUAAUAAUGUGAAGAUAUAACAAUAAUUCAUACCUCGAGUGUCUCUAGAAACGAUAUGUUCCUUGGAUCAGAACGUUUUACUUUUUAUGUACCAGAAGAAACCAUGGUAAUAGAGAGAUGAUACUCCUUCAUGUCAUGCUUGGUGACU